UGUAAUUUUACUGUUAAGUGUGUAAUUUAUUAUACACACACAAAAAAAGUGUUGUGUCAUUUUGUUCUGUAAAUAUUUUUUGGAAAAAUGUCCUUUGAAUAUGCCUUAUUGAUCGAAACUGUUUAUUCCAGCUUCCGCAUCGAUAACACAGACCACAUCAUAGACGUGAAUAAGAACAACCUCCCUUUCGAAUACGACCAGGUCAACAUCAUCUGCCCCGUCUACCCUCAUUCCAACCAAGGCACCAAGUCGGAAGGCGAGGAGGACGAAGAAUCCGAACGCUACAUCAUCUACAAUGUGUCCAAAGAAGAAUACGACUCCUGCAGGAUCACCAACCCUAAUCCUCGGAUCAUAGCGGUCUGUGAUAAGCCCAACCAACUGAUGUAUUUCACCAUCACAUUCAGAUCCUUCACGCCGCAGCCUGGAGGACUGGAAUUUCUACCUGGCCAUGAUUACUACUUUGUCUCCACAUCGACGGGAGAUCUGGCUGGACUUCAUCAGCGUGUAGGAGGAAGAUGCGCAACUCACAAUAUGAAAGUGAUCUUCAAAGUGUGCUGUAGCCCUUCAAAAGGCACUUCAUCGAGUCAUCAGACGUCGACAGUCAAUGUGUCGGUGCCCGCCUCUGCGGCCCCUAACAACUUGCACAAAAAUACAUCUGCCCGACCCGCAGAAAAUAAGUCUUUCGAUAGGAGUCAUCUUCAGCCGGCGAGCGUUCCCCCUUCAACCUUGACCACUGCUCCAAGGUGGGUGCUGCCUGUGCCUACUUCUCGCAUGCCUCCACAUUAUCCGAGGCCCUACGAAGUGCCCAUCGAAGAUGAGAUGGACAAAUCGCCACCUAGUGAUAAAAUAAAAG
This is a messenger RNA of Stegodyphus dumicola, 853 nucleotides long. RefSeq lists its product as uncharacterized. Gene Ontology annotation, cellular component: plasma membrane. The record is from RefSeq and is a predicted model, not a curated record. Gene Ontology annotation, biological process: ephrin receptor signaling pathway; axon guidance. Lineage: Eukaryota; Metazoa; Arthropoda; Arachnida; Araneae; Eresidae. Gene Ontology annotation, molecular function: ephrin receptor binding.